Molecule: messenger RNA, 549 nt
Organism: Truncatella angustata
Lineage: Eukaryota; Fungi; Ascomycota; Sordariomycetes; Amphisphaeriales; Sporocadaceae
Exons: 2
Coding region: 1-549 (182 amino acids)
Source: RefSeq, a predicted model, not a curated record
AUGCGGACAAUAUUGGCACGAACAGCUCUGAGGCCGGGCGUCAUCCCGAAGGUCGCGGCGCCAGUUUCACGAAGGGCGUUCGCUGCCUCAAGACAAUUGAACGGCCAGAACAUAAUCCACAACUCAGUCCGCCGGCCCGAAGACCUGCACACAUACCUCAUGCUCUCGUCGUCGUCGCGCCGACCCCUGAUCACGCUGUGGACGACGAACUGGUGCGGGACCUGCAAGGUCGUGGCGCCGCUGCUGCGGGAGCUGGUCGAGUCCGGCACCGGCGAGGCCGAGGGCGGCGUCGCCUACUGUACCGUCGAGUACGACUGCCCGGACAUGAUGGCGGGCGACCUCGGCGCCCGCUACAUGAUCACCGCCAUCCCGACCCUGCUCAGCUUCGACGCCGGCGAGGCCCAGACUGACACCCGCACCGCCGACGCGCGGAAGCUGGCCGACCGCGCGUGGCUCGAGGAAUGGAUCCGCAACGAGGCGAGGCGGCACGGCGGCAGGGGCGGUGGCGGGAAGGGGCUCUUUGGGGGUCUGUUUGGGAGCUUGAAAUAA